Eufriesea mexicana is the source of this 8304-nucleotide messenger RNA. RefSeq names its product telomere-associated protein RIF1. NCBI's taxonomy places the organism in Eukaryota, Metazoa, Arthropoda, Insecta, Hymenoptera, Apidae. Gene Ontology annotation, biological process: telomere maintenance. The transcript is spliced from 15 exons. The record is from RefSeq and is a predicted model, not a curated record. Gene Ontology annotation, cellular component: nucleus; chromosome, telomeric repeat region. The coding region runs from base 147 to 8207 and encodes 2686 amino acids.
UUUAAUGUUCAUGUGAAAUAUUCGUAAGGAUACAGAAAACCUUAUCGUAAUUUCAAGAUUUUCACGGAAAUUUUUUAUAAACACAUUUGUGAUGUGAUGAAUAAGAUUCUACUAUCUUAAUCUUUUGAAAAACAUAGAUUUGUAGAAUGGCUUCUAACGUGCAGUCUUUCCCGCGAAUGCUGAAAAUGUUGCGGGAAAACAGCAAUACCAAGGAAAAACGCGAAGCUUUAACCUAUAUUCGCAGCAACAGCAAAAAAUUAGAAUCUACAAAAUCUAUUAAAGAAGAACAAUAUAAAGAAUUGUGCAAACUAAUUAUAGAUGUAUUUGCAACGGGAAAUAAUGAUAUACAGAACGAAGCAUAUGAAACAUUAACUGUAGUUAUUCAGGAAUUUAAAGACCAUACUUUGAAUUUAUUUGAAGCCAUAUCACAGAUAAGUCAAAAAAAUAGACUAAAAAUUCUUAAAUUAUUAGAGGUAGUUGAAGAUAAUGCUAUAUCAACAUUUGCUUCUGAUCCACAUGCUGUAAUUUUUUUUAAUAAUUGUAUGUGUACAAUACAAACAAAUACAAUGCCAUGGACAGCACCAACUGCAUGUGUAGAUAAUCUUCAAGCAUUGAUAGAUGCUGAAAGUAAACCAUUAUCAGAUGACCAAAGAUUAGAAGAAGAAACAGUUAAUUAUUGUGUAACUUUAUUAAGGAGAUUAUAUAAAGUGGCUGCAAUAACAUCAGAUAUUAAAGUUCAAAGGUUUCAUGCACUUUUAAUGGAUAAAAUAACGCUAUUAGCUUAUAUGGGUCAUAAACGACAACGAGGUCCUGCUUUGAAACUUUUACAACAAGCUCUAGCCACAAAUAUGUUAUCACAUGUUCGUACUAAACUAACAUCUGCAUGGACUCGAUAUAUAGCAGCAUUACAAUCUACAUACUGCAAACGUAUGUUACUUUUAGUAUCUGGAUGUGAAUUAGAUUGGGCUACACAAUGGAAUGUUAGUAUUCAGUUUCUUGGUAUGGACCUCCACCGUGGUGCUGGUUUAAUAAAUAAUUUACUGAGUGUUGAAGAAAAGGCAUUUAAAUCUACAGAUGCAAUUAUACGCAGGCAAGCAUUUCUUUCAUGGAAAUUAUUGGUGGACAAUUUUGCUUUAGACUCACAAGAACUUGCUACUGCUAGGCGAAUAAAAUUGUUGUGUAUUCCCUUGAAUGCAAAAAAUAGUAAAACUGAAUUAAUAGCAUUAACAAAGUUAGAAGUCUGGUGGCAUGUGAUCAUUAAACUUUAUAAAGAUAUUACUAAAUUUGUCAAUCCUGUAAUUACACAGUUCUUAAAUUUUUGCUUUGGACCUCUUGGAGACACACCAUUAUUAUCUUCAAAGUUUGAUAUAGUAGCCUCACCAGGAAAAAGAUUUUUUAAAACAAAAGUUGUUGCUGUAGAUGCUUUAUGCCAACUUCUUGUUACAAAACAAGAAAAUCAUCAUACUGCUGCAAUCUUGGAAGAAAGACUUCCACACCCUAUAUCUGAUGUUGUUUUCCAAGAGUGCUAUAAAAGUAUAAUUCACAGUGUAGGAGAAGCACUGCUUGUGCUUAGCCAACUUACAGAUGCAGAAAUGAAAAACAGAUAUCAACUUGGUAAAAUACUAUGGACUAAUUUAGUCAGUUAUAUACAAGAAUCAAAACUAAAGGAAAAGGAAAACAUGUAUAAAGAUAUGAUACUAGUAACUAUAGAACUAACAAAUUAUGCUAAGGAUAAAUUAAUGAUUAAAAAUUUGAUUCUUGACAUGAUCUUAUUUCAAAUUGCUGAUUUGAGUAUAGAUUUAAAUUUCCAAGAUGAUACACUAUCAGGCUUAGUAUUCAAACUUCUUCAAAUACCAGUCUUAGAUCAAGCUGAAAAGAAACAUUAUAAUGCAUUAAAGAAUCUCUUUUGGCAAUCUAUCAAGUCUCGAAAAGAGAAUAUGUAUCAUUUACAUGCAUUUAGUUGUCUUAAAAAGCUGCAUGAAAAAUUACAUCUAUUAUUAAGUAAACGAAACAAAAACGACUCUAUUAUUCUUGAAUUGUGGCUUAUUUUAGCAGAUGUAUUAGGAAAAUACAUGAGUGACAUACAAGAAAUCAAUGAAGGAAGCUCUUCAGAACACAAUUUAAAGACUGUUGAAUCUAUUGUAAUGUUUCCAUUUAUGUAUUUACAGUUGGAGGAUCAAAAGCAGGUUCAAGAAUUAGCAAAAGCUUGGAAAUAUUUAUAUAGACAAUUUGAAAUGCGAACAGACCUUAUGACAACUGUAAAGUCUAACGAAAUUUUAUUGAAUGUUGCAAGUGUUAUGCAAAAUUGUUUGACAACUAAUCAAAAAUCUUCUUAUCUUAUUAUAAAUUGUUUAGACUUUUUAUUAAGUACUAUCAACUAUAAGCUUCUAUUGGCAAAUGCAGGAAUUCCAUCUAUCAUACAUCUUAUUGUGGAUCUUAUAACAUACUUUUUAUGCAGUAAGAAGAUUAAGGAAUGUGAAACUGCUCUAAAAGCAUUAUCAGCAGUACUCGUUACUAUUUUCGGUCACAAUUCAGAAAAAAUAGUACCAUAUUUGCAAAUUUGUAAACCUGUAAUUAAACUCAUGCUUCAGUCUGAUUUAGAAUCGUUAUAUAAUGAAAUAGCAAGUACUUGGGAAGGUGUAGUUAAUAUUUUUAAAGGACUUGGUAAAUUAGUAGAUUAUAAUCUUCUUUCAGAUUACAAAAAACUAAUUAUUCUAGCAUUAAAUCAUCCAAGUCUUGACAUACAAGUUCAAACAGUAUCUCUUUUUGAAUUACAAAAUGGGUUAAAUGAUAGUAUUAAAUUAAUAUUAGAAGAAAUAGAAAAAGAAACAAGGAAUAAUAAAAUAUUAUGUAAAAUUAUAAAAAAGAAAAAUGACCAAGUUGGAAAAUCAUCAAAUCAAUUAAAAAUAGUUGGUACCUUUGUAAGAGCAACUAGUAAUCAAAAAUUAAUAAUUAAAGAACCAGAUAAAAUUGAUAAAAAAGCAUUAAUUGACGCAGAUUCGCAGGGUUAUGUAUUUAUUAAAACAGAUUUGAAAUUUGAUGUUAAUCGUUUGACUGAACACCAAAAAGAGUCAUUAAAACGUAAAAGAGAGGAUAUUCCAGCAUUAUAUAAUGAUUUGUCACAAUCUUCAUCGCAGGAUACUCAAAAUUUGCAAGAGUGGUUUGAUAAGAGGAAUAAAAUGUUAGAAGAAACAGAGAAAGGACACAAUAAGAAAGAUAAUAGUUCAAUUAAAAAUAUGUUGGAUGAUGACGCUAAUAAAGAAAAUAAAAUUGAAAUGAAGGAGUUAGAAACAAUCAAUAAAUCGACUGUGGAAAAUGACACAAAGUCCACAGACAGUGUUGGACCAAAUAUGUCAUUAGAAUCUGUACAAAAAGCGAAAUGUAAUAUAGAUAAUAAUGAAAAUUCGUUUGUAGAAAACGAAACGGUAACAGUGGAAAAUGUUAAUGACAAUGCAGAAGCAAAAACUUCAGUAGAUUCUAUAUCGAAGGACUUGAAUGCUACUGCUCAAGAAGAAUUUUUAGAAAACAAAGCUGACCAAAGACUAUCCCCGUCUGUAUUAGAUAGUGGUAAGCGGCGCAAUCGUUUUAAUGUUGCUGUAAAAUCUACUUCACCAAAAUCAGAAGAAAUUGUUAACAGUCAACCAGGACAGUCAAAUAUUACUCAAGCCUUGCAGAGAACAUUAAGAACAAAAGUAAUUCAAGGCAAAUCUGAAAUGAUUAAUAAACAAAAAACUUCAGAAAAUAUGGAAAAUAAAGUAAUCAAAGAGGAUAAAAGAGGUAUUAAACGUAAAUCAACUUUGGAUAGCGAAAACGAAGGUACCAGUUUGCGUCAACGAAGGAGAGCUUCUGCAAUGGAAAUGAUUAGUGAUAGUGACAGCUGUAAAUCUACAGACAAUGAUAAUGUAGCAAUGAGUUUAGAGGAGAUAAUUAAUGAAUCGAAUUUAAGCCAACGUACUAAAAAUGAAAUAUCCCGUUUACGUAUAAAUAUGGUAUUUGACAGUCCUUUAUCACGUUGUCGUCGAUCUAAGGGGCAUGAAGAUAAUAAUAAAGAAACGUUUACCAAAAAACUAUCACUAGAAAAUAAAGGUGCUAAAUUAAAAAGUGGAGAUGCAAAAGUAGGUGACAUAAAGAAAACUCAGAAAAUUAAUGAGAAAGAAUUAAAGGGUAAGAGUAAAAUAGGAAAAAUUAAAAAAAUAUUCAAUAAAAAGAGUGAAUUAGAAGAACAAACGGAAGAAGAAACUAUAGAAACGGAAGAAGGCUUAGUUGAAACCAAAACAUGUUCUGAAAAUGAUGUUAGAACAAUUAAUAAUAUUGUUCAAGAUGCUAAGUUUACAGAAGGUAAAAACCAGGUGCAGAAUGAUAUGGAAGAUAUAAUAGAAGAUUCACAAGCAAUGGUUAAAUUAGAUAAAGGGAGAUUAUUUAAAGCAAAAGUUGAAGUUAGUAAAAUUGAAGAUAUAAAAAAGGUUUUACAGAAUAAAACAAGUGACUUAGAAGGAGAGAAAGAAGAGGUGGAAAAGGAACAGGCAAAAAAUGUACAAACAGAAGUUACUGUAAAAAUAUCAGAUGAUACAUGUAAUUUAUCCGGUACAAACAAAUUUAUUAAAACUAAUGUUGAGACAGUUAAUUAUAAUAGAUCAAAUAGUGACACACAAAGUACAAUUCAAGAUGUUAAGUCUACUGAAGGAAAAACUCGAGAUAAUAUGGAAGAUAUAAUUGAAAAUUCUCAAGAAUUACCUGAAUUAGAGAAGAAAUUUAAUGAAAAACAAUAUUUUAUUAAAUUGAAUAGAAUUGAAGAUACUUUUCCUUUAAUGAAAUAUCAUGAAACUACAAUUGAAGAUGAAGAAGUGGCUAAAAUUGUUUCAAAUGAUUGUGAUAGCGACGAUACCGAAGUUCCUAAAUAUUAUGUUAAGGGAUUUGAAGAAGUCAGUAUCAUUGAACCAAAGAUUUCGACUCCUGUUAUUGAAAAUAAUUUAUGUGAUAAUGAAAAAGAUGCUGUACUUGAAGCGCAAAAAGUAAAUGAUGGAUUACAAUUUAAAUCCUUGCUUGAGUUAUCAUCACCUAAAAGUAAUGUUAAACGUCAGACGAAAUUUAAAUGUUAUCCAGGACGUGCAGCUCAUAUGUUAGGAUUAGUAACAAAGCAGGCAAGAAUGGAAGCUGAAAGCAAUGUUAUAAAUUUUGACGAUGAACAUGUGGCUAAAAAACUAAAAUCUAAGGAUGCAGACAAUGAUGUAUUGCUCGGAAAGAAGGAACAAGGAUCUGUAUCCAAAGAAGUUGACAAAGUAACAGCAUGUAGUAGCAGACAAGAAAAAAUUUUUAGUAAUAUGAGAUCAACAGAUUAUUGUUCUUCACCUCCAAUAAAAUUAUUUUCCAAUUUGAAAAAUGAUGGAGAAAAAAUUUUUUCAAAAACAGACAAAUCAGUAAAUUGUUUAUCCAUACAAACUGAUGCUCAAAUUGAUAAGAUAGAUGAAGAGGCAAUGCUUGAGGGAGAUGAAUUACCAAUCUUAGAAUGGUCAAGUGCAAAUCCACCAUCACUAACUGCAUCUCCAAGUGCAAGUAUAUUGAAACGUCAACGUCAAUCUAUUCCAGAACCUGAUCCAGAAUCUAUAACUCCAAACAAGAGAAAGAGAGUAAGUUUUGCGGAUCCUCCAGUUUCAAAGGAAAUGGGCUAUGAAAUUACAUCUACUGACUCUCCUCAUAAAGCUAAUAAAUUUACCUCACGUGGAUUACUAACACGCAAGGAUUCACCACUACGAUUAAAACAAAUCAAACAGAAAAUAACUUCAACUGAUACAGAUAAGUUAGAAAAAGAUGAAGAGGUUGAUAUGACAAAUGUAUCUGAAGUUGACUUACAGUGUGAAAGAGAAAAUGAAUUAUUAACAAAGAUAGCUGAGGAAUUAGAGUAUUCAGAGAAUGUCACAAUAGAUACUGAUAUACAAACAUCGUGUAAUUCUGUAGAGGAUGAAUCAACAAAUGUUGUUCCUAUGAUAAGUAAUACUUGUAAUGAAAUUAAAAUUGGUAAUUUAAAUGUAGAAUAUGAAAUUACUGGAGAUUCAACAUUUUCAAAACGUAUAGAACCAACAAUUAUGAAUAAAAUAGUUGAAAAUAAAAAUGAUGAAAUUUUGAAAACAUCAAAAGAUCUUAAUGUUUGUACAGAAAAUAAUGAAUUUGACGAUUCUACAACACAAGAAGAUAUAUUUAUUGGAGUAGAUGCAACACAUAAUGAUUAUGCUAAAGAUGCAGAAACUAUCUCUGAUGUUAAUGCAAGUGUUGUACAAGACACAUCUGUUACAAAUAAGUCAUUAGAUUUACUUAAUGUUCGGAAUAAUUCUUUAAUAGAAUAUUCAUCAGAAAAACACAUAAAUUCUGCAAAUUUGGACGAUACAGUAGAUGUAGCCAACUUUACUGAAUUGAAUUCUUCAGCAAAUUCAGAUGAAAUUUUUUGUGGAAAAUUAAUAAGAACAAGCACACAGAGAACAGAGAAUAUUCAAGAACAAGAUACUUUACCUGUUACAGAUUCAAUAUUUGGCAGUCUACCUUUGAGUCAAGAUAGUCAAAAUACAAAUGAACUUAAUGUAGAAAUUUCACAUCCAGAGCUGUUAGAUUCAAUACAUCCUAUAUACCCUACAUUAAUAUUAUGUAAAGAACCUAUAACAUCUAUUACUGAUCAUUUAACUAAUCCCCUUUGGGUGCAACAUUUAUCUGCAUAUUUUACAAAUAGAAAUGUUCAAACUGUUGGUGAUCUCGCAAGGUUACCUGAACGUGAAGUAAAUAGAAUUCCAGUAAAGGGUAAUUCGAAAGUUGAAUUUGUAAAGAGUGUUUUAAAGAGUUUUGAGAAAAAAUAUGUUGUAAAAGUAAUGAAUAAUAUCACAGAAAAUGUAGACAAUACUUUAAGCAACAAAGUGUCAUAUGCUGUAAAUAUUAACGUAUCUGCAUCUACACCAAAAGUAACACCACAAGAUCAAGUAUUAAAAAUUGCUGAUGAAGUACAUAAUAAAUUAAUAAAUCACGGUAUGCCAUUAAGUCAGUCAAGUUGUGGCUUAAGUGCAUUUAAGACAUUUAAAAAAGCAACAGAAAUUACAUUAAAUGAACCAUCAAAUAUAUUUAUAGCUGAUACUUCUAAGGUUCAACCACAAACAUAUGAACAUUCUACACAAACAACUACAUCAAAAUCGUCAAAUAUGACAACUAUGCAAAUUAUAAAUGAACCAAUAUCGUCAGCAAUAGUUACUGUUUCUGCAUCAGAAAAUAUUAUUGGAAAUACUUUCGCCCUUGUUAGAAGUACAAUACCAAUAACACAAGUAAUGAAAACUGUUGGAACCUGUACUAGUAAUGAUUCUAUUUAUCUCGCCAAGACAGUAACAAAUAAAGCAACAAAAUCUGUCUCAGCACAAAUGGCUUUGGAAGAUCUUUUGGAUGAAAUAGAUGUUAACUUAGUGCUAGAAAGUGCAGCGAGAAGAUGCACCCCAGAAAAAAUCCUUAUGAAAUAUAAGAACAAAAUGAGGCAUGUAUCACAGGUGGAAUUAGAAAGUGAAACUAUUAAAUUGCUUGGUGCUGAAAACAGAAAAAACUCUAAUGAAGUAGCAUUGAAGGCGGCAUGUCGUGCUUGCGGAGUGAAUAAAGUUUUACUUCGGCUUCCUGAUAUUUUCAGUGCUGACAAACAAUUUUUCAUAAAGGUAUUGAAUGCCUACAGAAAAAAAAUAAAGACUAGUGAUUGUUUGGAUAUCCUUGAUUUUGAUGAAGUUAAGGAUGCUAUCUGUCAAAAAUGCAUGUCGUCAGAACUUGCUGAGAUGUUGUCCACAAAAUUAAAAGAAGAAGAACAACAAGGAAUAAAAAAGCCUAUGACAGAGUUAUCUAGUUUGGAUGCCAUGUUGAAAAGAAUGCCAAUGGAUGUAAUCAUUAGUCAUACAGUGGCAAAUGAUGAAUUAAUACCGUCGCGUGUCGUUUUAGACAUAGCUUUGCAAAAUAAUAGCCCAAGUGAUAUAGCACAAGCUUUAGAAUCUCAAUCUUCUCCUAUGACGAAAAAUGUUUUCAACAAACUUUGGUCUUCCCAAUUUGCAGUUGAAUACAUUGAUCAACUGAGUGAGUCUAAGGAAGAUCUAUUAAAGAUCUUUAAAGCAAUUAGCUCGAAACUCAGUGAGCAAGAUUUUUUGCAAGCAUUCUAUGAAUCCAUGAACAUGAAAUUAAUGGUAAAGAAAGAGAAGGACUAAAACUUGUUUGUAUUUACUAAUCGAUUCACAAUCCUCGUGUACGAUAUUUAUUAGUAACAUUAUUUGUAAUCGUAGAUUGGUUCUCAAUAAUAUGAUC